Eimeria maxima is the source of this 1554-nucleotide messenger RNA. RefSeq names its product DNA/RNA binding protein, putative. Lineage: Eukaryota; Apicomplexa; Conoidasida; Eucoccidiorida; Eimeriidae. The transcript has a single exon. The record is from RefSeq and is a predicted model, not a curated record. The coding region runs from base 1 to 1554 and encodes 517 amino acids. Gene Ontology annotation, molecular function: RNA binding.
AUGUUUAUUAAGCUAAAUAUCUCACAUAAUACUAGAGCAGCAGCAGCAGCAGCAGCUAAUGCAGCAGUAGCAGCUAAUGCAGCAGCAGCAGCUAAUGCAGCAGCAGCAGCUAAUGCUAAUGCAGCAGCUAAUGCUGCAGCAGCUAAUGCAGCAGCUAAUGCAGCUAAUGCAGUAGCAGCUAAUGCAGCAGCUAAUGUAGCUGCAGUGAUUGGUAUGGGUGGGGGACCAACAUCAGUACAACAACAACCACCAACAGCAGCAGCAGCAGCAGCAGCAGCAGCUAAUGCAGCAGCUAAUGCAGCAGCAGCAACAUGGCAAAAGACUACAGAUGUCUCUCUUUGUUCUGCUCUUGCUAAGAUAUUUGCUGCUACUGCCUUAGAGGCGCAGCAAAAGGCAGCACUUUGCUGCAGCAGCAGCAGCAGCAGCAGCAGCAGCAGCAACAGUAAGAGUAACAAAAGAAAAAGAGGAGUAUAUACAUCUGCACCUACUACUGGAUCAACAGCAGCAGCAGCAGCAGCAGAAGGAGGAGGAGGAUAUAAAUUAUAUAUUCGUGGAUUAGAUGCACAUUGUACAGACUAUGAGGUGUACAGACACUUCAGCUUCUUUGGUGAUAUAAUUGAUUGCCGUAUAAGCAGCAGCAGCAGCAGCAGCAGCAGCAGCAGCGGUAAAGGUAAAGGAUAUGUUAUAUUCUUAGAUGCAGCAGCAGCAGCAAAUGCAUUGCGGUGUAUGCAUGGUGCUGCUAUAGGUACAGCUCAGGUGUCUGUAGAGGCAGCAACACCAGAUGUUGCUGCUGCUGCUGCAGCAGCAGCAGAGGAAGAGGAAGAAUUAACACACAAAAAGAAAAGGUGGCAAACUACACCAGGUGCAGCAGCAACAGCAGCAGCAACAGCAGCAGGAGGUGCUGCUGUAGAUCCUCUUGGUUCGCAUUUAGCUGCUUCUUUCUACCAGCAGCAGCAACAGCAGCAACAGCAGCAGCAGCUGUUGUUGUUGCAGCAGCAGUAUCUGCAGCAGCAGCAGCUAUUGAUGCUGCAGCAACACCACCAGCAGCAGCUACAACUGCAGCAGCAGCAGCAACAGCAGCAACUGCAGCAGCUAGAGGCCGAGGAGGAUGAGGGUAUAUGGAUGAAAGAGAGACUGCAGCAGGAAGCAGCAGCAGCAGCAGAGGCAGCAACAGCAGCAAAAGAAAUAGAAUUAAGUGGUGGCUUAUUCAGGGACACAGACCCUUCCUUAAUACCUGCAGAUCUGCUGCCCAGUUGUAUGUACACCUCAGCAGCAGCAGGAGGGAGACACAGCAGCAUGGAGAGACAUAUCUAUUAUAAUUUGCUGCUGCUGCCUUGCCAACUCUCUCUUCGUAGCAGCAAAGGAGACACAUUUGCUGCUGUACAAAUAGAUGAAGAAAUGCAUGCAGCAGCUGCUGCUGUUGCUGCUGCACUCAGGUGUACACUGCAGCAAAAGGUCUUGCUGCACCUCCCGCUGCAGCCCCAAGACCAAGAAGAGUUAUAUAAGCAGCAAGAUAUAGAUCUAGAUGAUGCAUGCAGCUGUCUUUGCUGCUAA